Selaginella moellendorffii is the source of this 922-nucleotide messenger RNA. RefSeq lists its product as uncharacterized. Gene Ontology annotation, cellular component: plasma membrane. The transcript has 3 exons. The record is from RefSeq and is a predicted model, not a curated record. Lineage: Eukaryota; Viridiplantae; Streptophyta; Lycopodiopsida; Selaginellales; Selaginellaceae. The coding region runs from base 64 to 771 and encodes 235 amino acids.
CUAUCAUAGUGUUCUUUACCUGUUUAGGGCUUUUCGAUCGAUCGAUCCAGGGUUUCAGUCGCAAUGGCGGAGAAUGGGCGCAACGACAGUGGAGAUUAUCAUGCCAGUGAUCAACCCCCUCCGCAAGAGCGAGAUCGCACGUACUUCAUCACUCUCCCGGUGCGAACGCUCACAGAUUUUGUUCCAGAGGAGCACCUGAGCAAGCUAUCCCUGUACCUGGGGAUCUAUGCCAUCCUCUUCAUCAUCGCUGGCAUAAUAGGAAUUCUUUUCCCUCUGGUGUUUGCUCUGGCGGUGGAGCAGCUCAUUGCAUGGCUGCUCAUCCUGGGCGGCGUUUUCUCGAUCGUCCAGUUCAUCGCCGUGUGUGGAGCUCCAGGAACUACAUCGUUUUUGCUGCUGGGGAUUCUACACCUGGGAAUUGGACUUUUGAUGCUGAUCAAGCCGAUUGAAGGUGGCAUGGCACUCGUCUACGUUCUCUCUGGAUGGUUUCUAGUUCAUGGACUGUUGAAAUCGUUGAUGGCUUGUCAAGUCCGAAACAUGACAUCGUGGCCCGCUGUUCUCGCCAGUGGGAUUCUUUCGGUGAUUCUGGCGUUUGCCAUUUUGAUUCUAGCUCCCAAGUUUGGGCUGGUUCUCCUGGGAGUGAUCUUUGGCGCGGAUCUUCUCGUCUCGGGGCUUUCCAUGCUCUUCAUCGCCACAAUUGCCUUCUGUGGCAGAAGAUCUGUGCCUUCGGAACGAGCAAAUCUUCUUCAAGCACAAGCUGAUGAGUACGCGUGAUGGAAGCCAUCGAUAUAUUCCUAUUUUGCUACUGUUUCGGGUGUAUUUACGUAGACGAAGAUCUAGCAUUCUUGUAAAUGGAACAAGACUUUUACCUCUUGAUUCUAGUUGUUUUUUUUCCGAGAAUAAAAUUGAUUGGUUUUUGUUUCAA